Gryllus bimaculatus (two-spotted cricket) is the source of this 3387-nucleotide messenger RNA. The record is from the annotation of a GenBank genome assembly. Lineage: Eukaryota; Metazoa; Arthropoda; Insecta; Orthoptera; Gryllidae.
CUGCAAGUUGGUAGCGUGUACGCGACAGCGGAGACAUCUUGCGAUUUGACGUGGCAGCAGCGAAAUACGUAUUUAUGCCGAUGUUGACAAGAUCGGUGCCAUCAAUGGAGGAGUCGUGUUGGAAAUUAUUUAUGUAGUUUAUAUUUAUUUUUAUUUCUUUAAAUCUCCAAUUAUUGUUGUUAUAAUGUUGUUUUGGAGUUUCCUUCUGUCUGUUGGGUUCAUCCUGGGAGCCAGUGCUGACGAACAUAAUCACAUUUAUAAUGACAGGGAUGAAGUUGUAUUAUGGAUGAACACAGUUGGACCUUAUCAUAAUCGACAAGAGACAUAUGCAUAUUUUUCCUUGCCCUUUUGUACUGGAAGAAAAGAGACAAUUAACCAUUAUCAUGAGACACUCAGUGAAGCAUUGCAGGGUGUGGAACUUGAAUUUAGUGGUUUGGAUAUUGAGUUCAAAGCUGAUAUUUCAAGCACACCAUAUUGUGAAAUUCAGCUCAAUGAAGAAAGACAAAAGGCUUUUGUGUAUGCUGUCAAAAAUCAUUAUUGGUAUCAGAUGUAUCUAGAUGAUUUGCCUGUUUGGGGUAUUGUUGGAGAGGUGGAUGAAAAUGAGGGAACACCAAGUUAUUAUAUUUGGACCCACAAAAAGUUUGACAUUGGGUAUAAUGGAAAACAGAUUGUAGAUGUUAAUCUUACGUCAGAAAAUAAAGUGAAAUUGACUUUAGAUGUAAAAAUUCCAUUCACUUAUGAAGUUAAUUGGAAGAAAUCUAAUGUAAAAUUUGAAGAUAGGUUUGAUAAAUAUUUGGAUCCUAACUUCUUCCAGCAUCGGAUUCAUUGGUUUAGCAUAUUUAACAGCUUUAUGAUGGUCAUUUUUCUGGUUGGUUUGGUGUCCAUGAUUUUAAUGAGAACUUUGCGGAAAGACUACGCACGUUACAGUAAAGAUGAGGAACUGGAUGAUAUGGAGAGAGAUCUAGGUGAUGAGUAUGGUUGGAAACAAGUUCAUGGAGAUGUAUUCCGCCCAGCAUCUCAUGCAAUGUUAUUUUCUGCUUUGGUUGGAGCUGGUUAUCAGGUGACAGUUGUAGUGCUAAGUGUUAUUAUUUUUGCCAUUCUGGGGGAGUUAUACACAGAACGAGGAUCUUUGCUGAGUACUGCUAUAUUUGUUUACGCUGCUACAUCUCCUGUAAAUGGGUAUUUUGGAGGAAGCCUUUAUGCCAGAAUGGGAGGGAAAAUUUGGAUUCGACAGAUGCUACUAUCAGCAUUUAUGCUUCCAGCUCUAGUGUGUGGAACUGCAUUUUUCAUCAACUUCAUUUCCAUCUACUAUCAUGCUUCUCGAGCCAUCCCUUUUGGCACCAUGGUGGCAGUCACUUGCAUUUGCAUAUUUGUGAUUUUGCCCCUGACCUUGGUUGGAACAGUAUUGGGCCGAAAUCUGGCUGGUCAACCAGAUUUUCCAUGCCGCAUUAAUGCAGUCCCAAGACCCAUUCCUGAGAAAAAAUGGUUCAUGGAGCCUGCAGUUAUUGUAGUUUUGGGUGGAGUGCUGCCUUUUGGUUCUAUUUUCAUAGAAAUGUACUUCAUCUUUACAUCUUUUUGGGCCUAUAAGAUCUAUUAUGUAUAUGGCUUCAUGCUGCUAGUUUUCAUUAUUCUAAUGAUUGUGACGGUAUGUGUCACAAUUGUGUGCACUUACUUCCUUCUUAAUGCUGAGGAUUAUCGGUGGCAAUGGACAAGCUUCCUUGCUGCAGCUUCUACAUCAGGCUAUGUGUAUAUGUAUUCAUUCUAUUAUUUCUUCUUCAAAACCAAAAUGUAUGGCUUGUUCCAGACUGCUUUCUACUUUGGUUACAUGGCUUUGUUCAGUCUUGCUCUUGGUAUCAUGUGUGGUACAGUGGGUUACGUGGGCACUAGUGUGUUUGUGAGGAAAAUCUAUUCAACUGUCAAAAUAGACUAGAUUUUGCUAUAAAAAAAAUACACAUUGUGUGGCCUUCUUGGCUGGAUAGGCUGGUGCUUUCUGCUCCGGGACUGUGUCCUUUAUCAGUCUACUCUGAAGUUUAGAUGGACUGUCCUUACACAGUGUGAAAGUUGAAUAUAAACUGUGUAAAGGGAUUAGUUUAAAUUAUUGUUUUUUUUUAAUUGUUUUUUUUUCAACAGUGGCAAUGUGAGAUCUUGAGAAGUACUGCUAGAUUACAAGUAUGACUUGUGAGAAGAUGUGUCAAACAAUUUUUCAGUACUAGUUGCUGUGUAUUUGAAUAUUCAAUAAAGCUUGUUUCUUUUAUGUGAAACAGCAUUGUUCACAUCCUGUAGUGUCUUACUUUAGGUUGCUGUAGGAUGAUGCAUCUAGUGUUUUCUUUUCUCCAUGCUGUAAGUCUUGUAAUUAAUCAAAUGAUUUUUAGUUGUUUUUAAUGUAUACCUUACAAAGAGCACUGAUCAAACAAAACUGUAUAACUAUAAAACCAAGAAUAGUUUUUAUAUAUAGUGGUGUACUUGAUUCCAAACAUGGUAUCAUUCCUGUACGUUUUAAAACAUAGGGAUAGAUCAGAUCCAAUGAUCUUCCUUUGUAUUUGUGGACAUCUGAACAGUGACAAAAUGUUUGCAGGAAUAUGGGAAGGAUGUUAUCCGAGUGAGUACUUAAGCAGAAGCAGAAUUGAUGCAGCAUGAUGUUUGUAGAAGAAAGCGAUUGACUUCUGAUGAGUUCUGUAAAAGUGGUGGCCAUAAAUAGGCAAUUCAAAGGCCUCAAUCAGAAACUGAAUAUUGUGCAGCUCAAACAUACAGUAAUGCACAACCAAACCUCUUUACUUGUAAUUGUAAGAUGUUUCUUAGACAUAAGGCUCAUUAACCUCCUUUCUCUGUAAGAACUAUAUAACGUAUUUCAUGUGGGAGGAUAAUGUAUUUUGUGUAAUAUAUUGGUUGUGUCCAGCUGUGGUAUAACAUCUUCACAUUCUUUCAUUAUCUAUUAUAAUUGUUCCUAGUUUCUGUUUUGGUGUCCUGUAUGUAUGCCACAAUGUAUUUAAUUUGAAAACCUGUUUCUAUUUGUUUAGUAAUUGCAGAGUGAUUUUAAAUCAAAUUUGAGCAUUUUGUACAUACACCGAUUCCAUUGCAUAGUGCUAGACAAUUUUUGGAUUCAGUUAUUAAAGAUAUAGAACAGUAUGCAUGUCAUGAGCUGAACAAAACCAUGGAUUUUAUUGCAAAGUGAUUACAGCAUUUGGUGUGGAGACUGAACAUUCAAAUUUUGAGUGUAAAUGUGUGUAAGAGAGAAUCUGUCGUGUUGUUUAUGUAUGCAUGGACUGAAGGUUUGUUCUAGCCUUCAGGAUCUAGAGCCAAGUGCAUCUUGUGAUUAUCAACUGUUGUACACCUUAUGUACACUUGUACUGUGGGUUGAUUUGCAAUACAUGUAGACUUUAACCUGAC